This is a messenger RNA of Heteronotia binoei (common prickly gecko), 810 nucleotides long. It is a transcript of the gene SDCBP2, whose product is annotated as syndecan binding protein 2. Gene Ontology annotation, cellular component: plasma membrane; cytoplasm. NCBI's taxonomy places the organism in Eukaryota, Metazoa, Chordata, Lepidosauria, Squamata, Gekkonidae. The transcript has 6 exons. Bases 40 to 762 code for a protein of 240 amino acids. Gene Ontology annotation, molecular function: protein binding. The record is from RefSeq and is a predicted model, not a curated record.
CCGGUGUUGUACCCCAACCUUUCCGAACUCAACGAUUACAUGGGUCUCUCCCUUUCCAGCGAGGAGGUCCAGAGAAACCUGGCGCUCAUCCCAGCAAGCAGCAACGCCGUGGCCUCCGGCGUUCCUCCGCAUGGCGGGAUGGCUGCCCCCGUGACCGGAAACAACGCAGGGAUGCGUCGGGCAGAGAUCAAACCGGGCCUGCGGGAGAUCCACCUCUGCAAGGACGAGCGCGGGAAGACCGGGCUGCGGCUGAGGAGCAUCGAUAAGGGGAUGUUUGUCCAGCUGGUCAAAGCCAACUCUCCAGCAGCCUUGGUGGGCCUGCGCUUCGGGGAUCAGGUCCUCCAAAUCGACGGGAAGGACUGCGCCGGAUGGAGCGCAGACCGGGCGAAGAAGGCGCUGAAGAAGGCUUCCCCCGAGAAAAUCGUCAUGGUGGUUCGAGACAGGCCUUUCCAGCGGACGGUGACCCUGCACAAGGACAGCUCCGGCCACGUGGGCUUUGUCAUCAAGAAGGGGCAGGUCGCCUCCAUCGCCCGAGGGAGCUCAGCCGCUCGGAAUGGCCUCCUCACCCACCACUACAUCUGUGAAGUCAACGGGCAGAAUGUCAUCGGGCUCCGGGACAGGGACGUCACGGACAUCCUGGCCAGUGGCGGCGACGUCGUCACCCUCACCAUCAUCCCCGCGGUGAUCUAUGAGCACAUGGUCAGAAAGCUUUCUGCAGGGCUCGUGAAAGCAUCUAUGGAUCACUCAGUCCCCGAUGUUUAAAGCUGGCGAAGAUUUUUACGCGUGUCUCCUCUCUCUUAUGACAUGAAA